AUGAAUGCCCACCCCAAGGAGAUGGUGCCCCUCAUGGGCAGAAGAGCUGCUGUCCCCAGUGGGAACCCUGCCGUCCUGCAGGAGAAGAGGCCAGCAGAGAUCACCCCCACCAAGAAGAGUGCACACUUCUUCCUGGAGAUAGAAGGGUUCGAUCCCAACCCCACUGUCUCCAAGACUUCUCCCCCGGUCUUCUCCAAGCCUAUGGACUCCAACAUCCGGCAGUGCCUCUCUGGGAACUGUGAUGACAUGGACUCACCACAGUCUCCUCAGGACGAUGUGACAGAGACCCCGUCCAAUCCCAACAGCCCCAGUGCAAACCUGGCCAAGGAAGAGCAGAGGCGGAGGAAGAAGCGGCUGAAGCAGCGCAUCUUUGCAGCCGUGUCAGAGGGCUGCGUGGAGGAGCUGCUGGAACUGCUGGGGGAGCUGCAGGAACUUUGCAAACGGCGUCGUGGCCUGGACGUGGCUGACUUCCUCAUGCACAAGCUGACGGCCUCUGACACGGGGAAGACCUGCCUGAUGAAGGCCUUGUUAAACAUCAACCCCAACACCAAGGAGAUUGUGCGGAUCCUGCUGGCUUUCGCGGAGGAGAAUGACAUCCUGGACAGGUUCAUCAACGCUGCAUACACAGAGGAGGCCUACGAAGGGCAGACGGCGCUGAACAUCGCCAUCGAGCGGCGGCAGGGAGACAUCACCGCGCUGCUCAUCGCCGCGGGCGCCGACGUCAACGCCCACGCCAGGGGGGUCUUCUUCAACCCCAAGUACCUACACGAGGGCUUCUACUUUGGCGAGACCCCACUGGCUCUGGCGGCGUGUACCAACCAGCCCGAGAUUGUGCAGCUGCUGAUGGAGAAUGGGCAGACGGACAUCACCUCACAGGACUCACGGGGAAACAACAUCCUACACGCGUUGGUGACAGUGGCUGAGGACUUCAAGACACAGAACGACUUUGUGAAGCGCAUGUACGACAUGAUCCUGCUGAGGAGCGGGACGUGGGAGCUGGAGACCAUGCACAACAAGGACGGGCUCACGCCACUGCAGCUGGCUGCCAAGAUGGGCAAGGCCGAGAUCUUGAAGUAUAUCCUCAGUCGUGAGAUCAAGGAAAAGCCACUCCGGAGUCUGUCCAGGAAAUUCACGGACUGGGCAUAUGGGCCGGUGUCAUCCUCACUUUACGACCUCACCAACGUGGACACUACGACAGACAACUCGGUGCUGGAAAUCAUCGUCUACAACACCAACCUUGAUAACCGGCAUGAGAUGCUGACUCUGGAGCCCUUGCACACGCUGCUGCAUAUGAAGUGGAAGAAGUUUGCCAAGUACAUGUUCUUCUUGUCAUUCUGCUUUUAUUUCUUCUACAACAUCACCCUAACUCUAGUCUCCUAUUACCGCCCCCGGGAAGAGGAGGCCCUCCCGCACCCCUUGGCCCUGACGCACAAGAUGGGGUGGCUGCAGCUGUUAGGAAGGAUGUUCGUGCUCAUCUGGGCCAUGUGCAUUUCUGUGAAAGAGGGCAUCGCGAUCUUCCUGCUGAGACCCUCAGAUCUGCAGUCCAUUCUCUCUGAUGCCUGGUUUCACUUUGUCUUUUUUGUCCAAGCUGUGCUUGUGAUACUGUCUGUCUUCUUGUACUUGUUUGCCUACAAAGAGUACCUCGCCUGCCUCGUGCUGGCCAUGGCCUUGGGCUGGGCAAACAUGCUCUACUACACGCGGGGAUUCCAGUCCAUGGGCAUGUACAGCGUCAUGAUCCAGAAGGUCAUUUUGCAUGAUGUUCUGAAGUUCUUGUUUGUAUAUAUCGUGUUCUUACUUGGAUUUGGAGUAGCCCUGGCCUCGCUGAUUGAGAAGUGUCCCAGUGACAAUAAGGACUGCAGCUCCUACGGCAGCUUCAGUGAUGCCGUUCUGGAACUCUUCAAGCUCACCAUUGGUCUGGGUGACCUGAACAUACAGCAGAACUCCAAGUACCCCAUCCUCUUUCUGUUCCUGCUUAUCACUUACGUCAUCCUCACCUUCGUCCUCCUCCUCAACAUGCUCAUCGCCCUGAUGGGAGAAACCGUGGAGAAUGUCUCCAAGGAGAGUGAGCGCAUCUGGCGUCUACAGAGAGCCAGGACGAUUUUGGAGUUUGAGAAGAUGUUACCAGAGUGGCUGAGGAGCAGAUUCCGGAUGGGAGAGCUAUGUAAAGUAGCAGAGGAAGAUUUCCGGCUGUGUUUGCGGAUCAAUGAGGUGAAGUGGACUGAAUGGAAAACACAUGUCUCCUUCCUCAACGAAGACCCGGGGCCCGUGAGACGGACAGAUUUUGGCAAAAUCCAAGAUUCUUCCAGAAGCAACAGCAAAACCACCCUCAACGCAUUUGAUGAAAUAGAUGAGUUUCCAGAAACUUCGGUGUAGAAGCAAAAUCCAGAGCUGCUAUGAGCCUGGGCUGUCUGACGCUGCAGUCUGGGUCCUGGACUCCGAGCUAAGGGCCUACAGCAGAACGUGGCCUUGCACUGCAUGCCCAGAAGUGGAAAGCAACCUCAUGCCAAGUGGUGGCUGAGCUAAGAGGCAGCUGUCAGUCUGUUUGAAUGGGAAACACCCUGGAUUAUUUAUUUAUUUAUUUAUUUACUCAGCAAAGGGUUUGUGUAAACCCAUGGCUAGGAGUCCUUGAAGUCCAGGGCGAAGGCCUGAGCUCACCAACUGCAGGACAGCUUGGCUGGGAGAAAGGGAUGGCGGGGAAGGGGCAGAGGCCUGAGGAGCAGAACUUCCUUCCUGCCAACAUCUCCUCGACAGCCCCCAGCCCCAGCCCUCACUUCCCACUGUCUCCCUUACUGGGACUGGGUCUCCUGAAUUUAAGCCAUUCUUGAUCCCAUCCCAUCCCAGAACAAACAGGACUGAACUAAGUCAGACGUCCUGAGGGUCGAAGGGACUGAGCUCUGGAAAUGCCCUUCCAGACCCUUCCAAGAACAGGAAACUACCCUUGGAAUGAGUGCCUUGGUACCCCAAGGCUCGAACUGUCUCAAACUAAGAGACAUUUUUAGUAGAGUAAUUAACACAGGGUUUUUAUUUUCAAUAGAGAAAAAACAUUUCAGUUUUGAAUGAAAGUUACUUCAGAUGAAGUAUGUGAUUUUAAAAGCUGAGAAACAGAUUGGGGGAUUUGGGGCCGGAUAUAAGUAUUAUAUACUUGGCCUCAGCGUGGCCAGAGCAGGGACAAAAAGCUUUUCUUUACGGACGCAAAAGUCCACAUGAGACGUGCCAGGCAGGGCCCGUGUGGGCUGCUGUGACCUGGGUGGAAGAGCUUGGCUCUUGUCCUCGCUCUGGCCCUGCGGUCAUGCAUGCCUCCCAGCUGGGAGCGGGGCUUCUUCUGAUAUAGAAAUAGCAGCUGCUCUGUUUCCAUGGUCUUAAAUCUCAGAGGUUACUAUUAUAUAUCAGUACUUCUUAUGGGAGGAAUUUAACCAAAUACCCAGAAUGCUCUGGUAUUAAGUGUUUUUGUUAACUGUGAAUUUUGAGGCUGAAGAGAGGGAGUGUGAGAAAGGAGUGUUUGCCGAAACAUAGGGCUUCUUUUCAGAGCCUCAUCCUCUGAUUUUUCUCCCCCUGAAAUUACGCAGAGUCAGUCUGAGGCAGAGGUGAAGUGGGAAUGGGAGACUUCUUCCGGAUUACUGGGACUUGAACAACUAUAAAAUCUGCUCUGCCUUGGGAAUCCGGUCAGAAUUCAUGUGAGAGUUUUUAGAGGCGGGAUUAUCAAGGUAUUGACCACGAGUUUGAAUUUUAAAGGGCGUAAAAAUAAAUUUGGCCUUUUAGACAACUUGGCAAUUGGCUAGUGAAACCGGCAAACUGAGGAGUGUGAGCCAAGCACUCCGGGCCGCUCUGGGCCCUUCUCUCCACUCUGGGCUGCUCUGUGUGCCAGCUUCCCUGGGUGAGUGGACACUUGGCCUUUGUGUCCCUGAUGAGCCGGGGAUGAGAGAGGUGGGGUGGGUCUAGGAUGAGCCUGAGGCCUGCACACUUCGCUGCAGCCCCCGUACUCCCAGCUGAAGCUGACCAGGGCUCUAAGCCGUGGUGCUCAGAUCAAGCUCUGGUGUGAGCAGGGG
Messenger RNA from Mustela lutreola (European mink), 4046 nucleotides. RefSeq names its product transient receptor potential cation channel subfamily V member 3 (gene TRPV3). The record is from RefSeq and is a predicted model, not a curated record. Gene Ontology annotation, molecular function: calcium channel activity; protein binding. Gene Ontology annotation, biological process: calcium ion import across plasma membrane. Lineage: Eukaryota; Metazoa; Chordata; Mammalia; Carnivora; Mustelidae. The coding region runs from base 1 to 2373 and encodes 790 amino acids. The transcript is spliced from 17 exons. Gene Ontology annotation, cellular component: membrane.